This is a messenger RNA of Lolium rigidum, 1972 nucleotides long. RefSeq lists its product as uncharacterized. The record is from RefSeq and is a predicted model, not a curated record. Bases 1 to 1386 code for a protein of 461 amino acids. NCBI's taxonomy places the organism in Eukaryota, Viridiplantae, Streptophyta, Magnoliopsida, Poales, Poaceae. The transcript has 3 exons.
AUGGGGAAGAAACUGCCCACUUUUGCCCCGGCGGCGGGAAGGAAGAGAAAAGGUGCCACCUUGGCGGCGCUCACCGCGUGCAAGCGCCCUGUGCCGACGCGAGCAACCGGCGGCUGGGCGUCCCUGCCCACUGACAUAGUUGGCCUCAUCACCCGCCGGCUCCUGGCCGGCGACGGUGACGUGGUUGAUUACAUCUCCUUCCGCACCGUCUGCUCCGGCUGGCGCGCCUGCACGCCCACGCCCCGCGACCCUACUCUGCGGGAUCCCCGCCUUCGCCCGCGAGGCUGGGUCGCGCUCUGUGGCGGCGACGCCGUCCGCCCAGACGAUGCCGGCGAGAUCGUCUUCUUCCAUACGCGCACGGCCAGGCGCCUCCGAGUCCUCCUCCCGGACCUCCGGUGGCACAGGAUCGUCGGCUUCACCGAUGGCCUCGUCAUCCUCAUGGACAAGCGUACAACCGAGAUCCGCGUGCUGCACCCGUUCACGCGCGUCGUGGUCGAUCUCCCGCCCCUCCUCCCCUUGUACCACGAGGUGGUCAGGCAGAAGUCGUCUCUGCUUGACAUGAACGCCGCGGUAUGCAGCAGCGCAUCCUCCGCGACCUCCAUCGCCGUGGUGGUCUGGUUCCCCUACACAAACGUGGUGCUCGGUGCCGACCACCCAAAUUCAGACUGGAAGGUCCUCCACCGAGGGCUUUAUGUUUGGAACACCUUGCCCUUCCAAGGAAGGCUCUAUGCCACCACCCUGUCGCGUUCAAGCAGGAUCCUGCAGCUAUACCCUCCUCCGGGAAAUGAAGACUUCGAGAAUUCUGUGGUGGUUGGUCAUGUUCCAUAUUUUGCUGACCGCGUGUAUUGCGAUUUUCUACUCGUGGAGUCUGGUGGACGGAUGCUGCUCGUCAUCCGGCACCCAGCUCCUGGUACAAAUGCGUUGGACUGGUCGCGACUAGUAGUCUUCAAGCUCUAUGAAGUGGAUGUGAACAGCCACCCCUGUAAGCUUAUCCCGGUGAACAGCUUAGGUGACCGCUCGCUGUUUCUCAGCGGCGACCGAUGCCUGUCUGUUUCAGCCAGGGACCUCCAUUCCUUGAGCAGCAACUCCAUCUACUUCAGUCUACCACAUGACCCCAUCGUGGUGCAUUCGCUGGGGUCUGGUUUGUCCGAGCGGUUAUCAGAGUCCUGCCAAAUACAUGACAGGAAGGAUAGGAUCCGCCCAUCUGUGCGCCCCUUCACCGUUGCUGAUCAUCUUAUCACCUACUGCAAUCCUCGUGAGUGGUCUAAAGGACUCAUGUUCCACGAGUACCAAUACAUACCUGAAUCGUUCAAGGAACUGAUUGAGAACAUCCGGGCACAAAACGCGCAGUUGAAGAUUCGACGUGUCACUCUGCAUUCGCGCUGAAGGAGCAAACGCCAAGCUUCACAUUACCCAAUGAGUGAUGAAGGUUCUGAAAACAUACAGAGAAGAAGAGAGGAGACAGGAUUAUGAAGAGACUUAGUUUGCUAGGCUUGCUGAGAACUUGGGGAACUAUGUAUCUGUCCAACUAUAUGAUUAUAUUGGAAAAGGAAGAUCCAACCUCAGUUUGUCACCUCAUGUUAAUUCCCGAAUAGGUGUAUUUUCUCUUGAAUAACAUGUUUCAGAGUUGUCUUCUAAACGAGAACCGCAUUGAACUCUGACUAUUGUUUGUAUUUUGAGAAAGUAUGGGCCUGAGGCCUUCAUGUAACUGUUUAUAGGUUCUGGAAAACAUACGGAGAAGAAGAGUGGAGGCAGGAACAUGAAGAGACUUAGUUUACUAGGCUUGCUGAGAACUUGGUGAACUAUGUAUCUGUCCAACUAUAUGAUUAUAUAGGAAAAGGAAGAUCCAACCUCAGUUUGUCACCUCAUGUUAAUCCCCGAAUAGGUGUAUUUUCUCAUGUAUAAAAUAUUUCAUAGUUAUCUUUUAAACGAGAACCGCAGUGAAACUCUGUCUAUUUUUGUACUUUAAGAA